This is a messenger RNA of Exaiptasia diaphana, 1536 nucleotides long. Its product is annotated as origin recognition complex subunit 5. The record is from RefSeq and is a predicted model, not a curated record. Gene Ontology annotation, biological process: DNA replication; DNA replication initiation. Gene Ontology annotation, cellular component: nucleus; nuclear origin of replication recognition complex. Bases 157 to 1512 code for a protein of 451 amino acids. NCBI's taxonomy places the organism in Eukaryota, Metazoa, Cnidaria, Anthozoa, Actiniaria, Aiptasiidae. Gene Ontology annotation, molecular function: DNA replication origin binding. The transcript is spliced from 5 exons.
AUCAAGGAGUGUAGCUCAGCUCCUUGCGUGAAAAUGACUCGUUUGUAUCUAAAUAUCGUCAACUUUGGUGUAUUGACCUAAAAGAUUUCUCAUAAAAGAAUACGUUUUGCAUAUAUUCAAAGCUGAUUUUAACGAGAAACGUUUCCUAAAUCCAACAUGGUAACAACCUGGGAUUACAAAGGCAUCGAGACUGUCUUGACAGAAGCACCAAACAGAGAGACUCAGAUUACAACUCUACUGAAUUUAUUUGGAAGCAGAAAUGAUGUAUCGUGUCCCUGUAUUUUUAUUUAUGGCCAUACAAGUACAGGAAAAUCGUGUGUGGUCAAAACAAUCAUGAAUUGCCUUCAGCUACCACAUGUGACUGUAAACUGCGUUGAAAACUUCACCUCAAAGUUGAUAUUUGAGCACAUACUUCACUCACUCCAAAACACUAAGAAUGAAGACUUUAGUCUUACACCAAGAUGUGAUAACAUGGUUGAAUUCAUCCGUCUUCUACAACAAGGAAUCAGAGAAAAAAACYUACAAGAUGAGACCUUUUACAUCAUUCUAGACAAAGCAGAAAGACUACGAGAAUUUGAAAUGAAUACUUUACCAGCUUUUCUUAGGCUUCAAGAACUCACAUCACUUAAUCUUUGUGUUGUGAUGCUAACUGAGAUAAUAUUAGAAAAGUUUUUCGUUGGAACUGGAUUUCCURUCCCUCAAGUUSUUCACUUUCCUGAUUACUCAAAGAGUGAGCUACAGCAAAUCAUGUGUCUUGAUUGCCCUAGUGAGCAUCCACCAUCAUUCUACUCAGCUUACUGCCAUCUAGUGUUAAGYGUGUUUUAUACAGUUUGUUGUGAUUUGAAGGAAUUACGUCAUCUGGCUGCAUUACAUUUCCCAAAGUAUUAUGAACCCAUUAGUGCAGGUGACGCUACAUAUAAUGAUAGUCACAAGCUAUGGCGCAAUAUAGGCCCACACCUGAAACRUGCCCUGAAUACUGUCUACUUGAGGGAGGUUUCCACUGAGCAAUGGGAGAACAUUUUAGCAAUGGAGUCUACUGUAGAUCCAGUCACAGGAUCAACUAAUGUUGCAAGUAUUCCUCAGCGAUCUCAUAUAGAGCUUCCAUUCUACUCCAAGUAUCUCCUUCUUGCAUCUUACAUGGCAUCCUACAAUCCAGCCAGGACAGACAAGAGAUUUUUUUCCAAGCAAGCACUAAAGAUGACUAAUAGAGGGAAAGCUGCAGCAAAGACAAAGAAAGGCAAAAUGACCAGCCAGCUUUCAGGACCAAAGGCAUUUCCAUUGGACAGAUUAAUGGCUAUAUUCUACACUAUCGUAGAAGACAAAGUAGCUCCGUCUGCAAGCAUCAUGUCACAAAUUUCGUCACUUGUCUCUCUAAACCUUCUUUCACAAGUGUCUGCAGAUGACCAGAUUGACUCUGCAAAAUAUAAAUGUUUAGUUAGUUUUGACUUUAUCAAGGGGAUUGCAAAGCAACUGGAGUUUGACAUUUUGCAAUAUCUGUUCGAUUUUGUUUGAGUAAAAUCUGUCAAUAAAUAUCAU